Vigna umbellata (rice bean) is the source of this 610-nucleotide messenger RNA. Lineage: Eukaryota; Viridiplantae; Streptophyta; Magnoliopsida; Fabales; Fabaceae. The record is from RefSeq and is a predicted model, not a curated record.
UUCCUUCCUGUGUCAAGCAACCUAAGAAAACAACCCAAACAUCCAUCUUGAACUGUGUGCUCUGCUGAUGGAUUCAACUUCUCUUACAGUGCCCUUUGUCCAAGAAAUUGCAAAGGAGGCGUUGACGAGUGUUCCAGAGCGUUAUGUUCGUCCACUUCAUGAACGUCCAACAUUAUCUACCACCACACCUUUACCACAAGUUCCCGUCAUUGACCUAAGCAAAUUGUUCUCGCAAGAUCUCAAGGAACCUGAGCUGAAAAACCUGCACUGUGCCGCCAAAGAGUGGGGUUUCUUUCAGUUGAUUAAUCACGGAGUGAGCAGUUCGUUGGUGGAGAAAGUGAAGAGAGGUGCUCUUGAAUUCUUUAAUCUUCCAAUGGAAGAGAAAAAAAUGUUUGCACAGAGAGAAGGAGAAGGUGUGGAGGGAUAUGGUCAGGCCUUUGUUGUUUCUGAGGAGCAGAAAUUAGAAUGGGCAGAUAUGUUUUUCAUGCUCACCUUGCCACCACAAUUGAGGAAACCCUACCUAUUCCCCAACAUACCCUUACCAUUCAGGUUCCAUUCUCUCUCUCUGUUCAUUAUUAUGCUCUCUUCUUUUAUAUCUUUGGAAAUAUGA